This is a messenger RNA of Aspergillus melleus, 651 nucleotides long. RefSeq lists its product as uncharacterized. NCBI's taxonomy places the organism in Eukaryota, Fungi, Ascomycota, Eurotiomycetes, Eurotiales, Aspergillaceae. The coding region runs from base 1 to 651 and encodes 216 amino acids. The transcript has a single exon. The record is from RefSeq and is a predicted model, not a curated record.
AUGGAGCAGUCUGAGCAGAUAAAUGCUUCUUCGCUCCGCGAGACGAGUCUCGCCCCCCUUCCCCCCGGCGCAGCUAAUAAUCCCCUCGUGUCUACCCACUCUCUAGCCAUGCCCGACUACGAGCCCAUUCGGUUCGUUCCGGCGUCGCAUGAAGCCCAGAUAUUAAAAAUCCCCGUCUCGCGCAUCUACGCCGCGCCGCACAUCCAAUCUGACAAUACAAACCACUGGUGUUUUUAUCUCCUGACCCCCAAGGGUAUCUCGGUCGCCGUGGACUGUCAAGCGAGUGGCGUCGUCCCGAGUACCAUCCUCGACGGAGGUUCCAAGGCGGUUUUGACCGUCGGCGAGCUAGAGUCGGCCCUGCCACCCGACGCCGUAAUGGCAUUUCCGCUCGAUGUGAUUCCCGGGCUUACGGUGGCGGGAGUCUUGCACAAAUUAACCGAGCAUGGACGCCACCGCUACGAGUUCACCUCAAUGGGUGUGGGAUGCAGAUACUGGGUCACGAACCAGAUCGAUCUUUUUGCCCAAGUCGGAAUGUUGGUUGAUCUGAAACAGUGCGAAGCUGCUAAGGCCGCCGCCGCCACGCUUUGGCCCGAUCGAACGCCGUUGCCUUUAGUUCGCGGCGCCUAUUACCAAACCCCAUUAGCUGGAUGA